AGAAGUAUUUUAGGUGUAUUUCUCAAAACCCUAGACGCAAAAGAACACCAGAUUUCCAAUAUCCAAGUAAAAAUGGACUCCUUUCAAGAUCUAAGAGAGUUUCAGGGUAGCCAGGGGAGGGAAGAAGAAGAGGGUCUUAUAUCAAUGGAACCGAUUACGAUGAUAGUGCCGUUGGAAUUACAGAAUUUGCCAAAAACUAUCACACCGGAGAGUAGCGUUGGUUCAAGUGCAGGUGGUGAUUCUGACGACCACCGUUCUUCAUCCUCUAAAGACUCAUCUUUAGAGAGGACACCCAGUGAUGUGGGGGAUGCUGGAGAAGGUACUAUCAGUCCGUCAGUGACAAGUAUAGAGGCGAAUGUGGUUAUGCUCGAAGAAUGGGAGAAUAAGGUUAUUAGCAGGAGAUUGGACAAUCUCUGUAAAGCCCCAAAAACUCUUCAUGUCGGCUUUAGGUUUAGGGUGGCACUUCAUCAUGACAUGGCAGAUGGUUCAGUCACAGUUAAAGGAUUUAAAGAACAAGCUGCUAGAUUACGCAGGGGAAGAAGAAUUAGUAGAUCCAAAGGCUCGGUUACCCUCGAGCAGCUCACUUUAUUUGGUUUUGUCGAUGUGGCAAACCUAUAUGCCGAAGCGUAUUGGAGAGGCAACGUCAGCAAGCUCAGAGCUCAUGAAACCGUGGGGCAGGGUCUAGCUCACAAAGGCAAACUCAUUUUGACGAACGGUCGCCUAUGGCACCGGGGUGCAAUUCGUAACAUAAAAGUUCAAGCUUGGCAUCGAGGCCCCAUGCUGAGCAAAGAAUUGAAACUACGCCUUCAAGCUUAAGAAGGCCUAUUCGUGAUGACUCUGAUGCUGAGGAUGACAUACCACUCAUCCAGUGGAGGACAAGCUUAGGGACUUAGCUCGUUCUGCCUGCUACAAUGCGCUCAUCCAAUGUGCCA
Rubroshorea leprosula is the source of this 932-nucleotide messenger RNA. NCBI's taxonomy places the organism in Eukaryota, Viridiplantae, Streptophyta, Magnoliopsida, Malvales, Dipterocarpaceae. The record is from the annotation of a GenBank genome assembly.